CGAUAUUUGACUACUCUCCCUUGAGCGAGCGAGCUAGCUUGCUCCUACUGGGUAGUCAGGGCCUGGCCUGUGGGCUGCAAGUUUAGCGUCUUUGUUACAUUCUCAUCAUUUGAGUCCACUUGUACCAAAACCAUGGCUGACGACGAAUUAGAAACAAUCAGGCGGCAAAGAAUGGCAGAGCUACAGGCAAAGCACGGGAAUGCCUCAAAAAAUCAGCAAGGAGAGGAGGCCAAACAAAGAGAGGCUGAUAUGAGAAACUCCCUAUUGUCUCAAGUUCUAGAUCAGUCGGCUCGUGCAAGAUUGAACAAUCUAGCUUUGGUAAAACCGGAGAAGGCCAAGGCUGUAGAGGAUUAUCUCAUUCAAAUGACUCGCUUUGGGACAAUCGCAGGAAAGAUUUCAGACUCCGGCCUGAUAGAGAUUCUACAAAAAGUCAGUCAGCAAACAAAAAACAACACAACGGUCAAAUUCAACAGGCAGAAGGUGAUGGACUCGGAUGAAGAAGAUGAUGAUUAGCUGACAACCGGAUCCUUGGAAUUAAUUCUUGAGGAAUUACAGACAUAUAUUUCACCAGGACUUUUGUUGUACUUCUGGCAACACUCCGCUGGUCUUCUUUUAGUAGUUACUUUUUUUUCCAUAUUCACUAUGAUUUCUAUUUUACAUACAGAGAGAAGUUAGAAUAAUGAGAAAAACGUGGCGCAAAUGAAGCAUUUGGAGGAAUCCUACUCCAGUAAGAAACUUGGAUCACUUGCUGAUAUGUAUCUGAAAUGUUUACAAAAAAAUUAAAUAAAAGGCCUUAAAUGAACAAA
Nerophis ophidion (straightnose pipefish) is the source of this 806-nucleotide messenger RNA. RefSeq names its product programmed cell death 5 (gene pdcd5). Gene Ontology annotation, cellular component: nucleus; cytosol. Gene Ontology annotation, molecular function: DNA binding. Bases 133 to 513 code for a protein of 126 amino acids. Lineage: Eukaryota; Metazoa; Chordata; Actinopteri; Syngnathiformes; Syngnathidae. The transcript is spliced from 6 exons. The record is from RefSeq and is a predicted model, not a curated record.